UUCCAGUACCACUGGCGCAGGUCGAAGCUCACUCCCUAUUGAACCGCUGUGUCAUCCGGUGCGAUCAAGUGUUUUAGGCCGCUUCCCUUCUGCAGGACUUCUUUCCUUCUGUGCCAGUUAACGCAUCGUAUAAGCAUGUCGCAAUUACCAGUUUUUAAUCCGCCGACGCCCUUCCUGGCUCAUCUACCGGCGGGAUUGGGUAUCUACCGCAAGGUGACCAUUCGAGGCAAAAUGAAAGAUGACCAAUUCAACAUUAACCUACAGACGGGACCGAACACGAACCCGCGGGACGAUACGGCGCUACACAUCAGCAUCCGACCAAGGGACGGUGUGAUCAUCCGCAACUCGAUACAGUUCCGUAACUGGGGAAUUGAGGAAAGAUUCGGGGGCUGCCCAGUGCAAAAGAAGCAAUACUUCGACGUGACGAUUACGGUCAAACCGGAUAGCUUUGGGAUCGCUGUGAACGGAGCGCACUAUUGCGAUUUCAACCACCGGAUGCCAUACGCCUCCAUACGGUUCGUCCAUAUUGGCGAAGGUGCCAAGGUGGACGCCAUAUUGACAGAAUGAGCAUGAUUCGUGAGCGUUGUGCGGCUAUUAAACCAAUAAACCAAUGUCACCCAGUCAAAACCAAAA
This is a messenger RNA of Anopheles aquasalis, 633 nucleotides long. Its product is annotated as galectin-7-like. The record is from RefSeq and is a predicted model, not a curated record. Gene Ontology annotation, molecular function: carbohydrate binding; galactoside binding. NCBI's taxonomy places the organism in Eukaryota, Metazoa, Arthropoda, Insecta, Diptera, Culicidae.